Molecule: messenger RNA, 470 nt
Organism: Geodia barretti
Lineage: Eukaryota; Metazoa; Porifera; Demospongiae; Tetractinellida; Geodiidae
Source: the annotation of a GenBank genome assembly
GCUCAGCUCCGUUUGUCUCGUCGUUUAUGCUAGUGAACUUUACGUUUUGCCCGGGUUUUCCACUGUGCUCCCGAGUCUAUUUACCACCAAUUUCUUUUUUGGACUACCUGCUAUCAGUCUUGUUGGUUCCCUACGGCACUCCGUGCCUGUAUUAUCCUCCGUGGCUGCUAAUUUUAUCUUAGUGCCACGCCCUUUUUGUUCAGAGCUCUGUAUUCUACUGGCCCCUGCUGCUACCAACUUGUAUUUGUGGAGUUGGAGACACAGCUACUCAUUUUCUAUCGAAGGUAACCUUUGCCAAUUGUCUGCAUUUCAUCAUGACCUUUUUUGCUUUUCAGUUGUAUAUUACGAGGUGGCACUCGACACUCCUUUCGUGCCUGGGUGUACCCACUGGCCUUGCUGCACUUUGUUGGAGUUCGUGCUGCAUCUCGUGACAACCACUCAACCACUGCGUGUCUGCAUCCUAAAGCUUU